This is a messenger RNA of Girardinichthys multiradiatus, 1595 nucleotides long. Its product is annotated as THAP domain-containing protein 6-like. Bases 254 to 922 code for a protein of 222 amino acids. The record is from RefSeq and is a predicted model, not a curated record. The transcript has 5 exons. NCBI's taxonomy places the organism in Eukaryota, Metazoa, Chordata, Actinopteri, Cyprinodontiformes, Goodeidae.
AACGAGACGGCGUGGAGCGUUGUUCCGUCGCUUUACGGAGAGUUUACCGAAUAUAUAUUUUACUCAGGUGGUUUUCUUCACUUUUAAUUAAUCGUAAGAUUACAACUAUACUCCGACUGUGCUACAAAAAUCUCCUGGUCGUAAAUAAAUACGGCUAGAUACUGUAUUUGCUACUGCUGAGACGUACGUCUUCGUGUCCGCCAUGUUAGGUAGGUCAACGUUGACAACAGGCGAUUAGAGACCACAGUCAAAAAUGCCGGUGUCGUGUUCGGCUUAUGGCUGUAAAAACAGACGAACCAGUUUAAGUAAACAUCGAGGGAUAACUUUUCACCAGUUUCCCAAAAAUCCUGAACUCAGAAAAGCCUGGAUCUUAGCUUUCAGACGGAUGGACUUCAGGCCAUCCAAUAAAACUGUCCUCUGCAGCAAUCACUUUAAUAAAGGGGAUUUUGACAGAACUGGACAAACUGUUCGAUUGAGGGAAGGUGUGAUACCUUGUGUUUUUGCAUCUUUUCCAAACCAUCUAAAGAAGAAGCCUGUUAAAGCCAGGUCAACAAGGACAUCAAGACGCGCGUUGGAAACAAUCAAGGAUCACGUCCCUGCUCCCAAACCUCCAAAGCUUUCAGUCUCUGAUCACCAUUAUGCCCUCAAUCCUGAUCAAGUAAAGAAAAAGCUAUCUGAUGCUCAAGCAAGGAUUGAGGAGCUGGAGCGACAACUCAGAAAUGCUAAGGAUCGAGAAAGAAGACAGAAGCAAACUUUAAAGUCACUCCUAGAACAAUUAGAAGAUAAAGGAAUGAUUUCAGAGGAAAUACAGAUCCAGCUGCUCCAGGAAUCUGAUGAAGACAUCACGAAGCCAGAUGCUUGUGUGAAGGCUUCAAGCGAUUGCUGGGAUCACACCACCGGACAAGAGCUGCAGAGUUCCUAAAAUCCCAACUGUGCUCCCUGCUGUUCCACAAGGUUUUUUUAAACGUGUUCACCGCUUAUCCACAAAAAGGUUGUUACUUAUUUCGGCCACCAGAAAUUCUGAAUAAAGAGUGAUGGUUGUAAGUUUAAAACUUGUUGACUGAAGAAUUAUUGGAAAAUUACAUUUUUAAUAAAACCAUCGGUCCAUUGCCACAACGUUCUUGUUUUGACUAGUUCAUAUUGUAGUGUGUCUGAGGGGACAUUUUCGUUUGUGUUCACUGCUAAAGCAAUAUAGGUCUUUAAGGCAUAGUCAAUGUAAUCCAUGAGAAUUACAGUAAAAUAUCCUUUUAGAGUUAAUUUUCUUUCCCAUCCAGUUAAGUGUCCAGGUGAUCAUACAAGAUGAGAUGAAGACUCUUUUUUUGGUAAAAAUUGACAUGUAUUAUUUUUGUGAAAACUUGAGGCUUUUUGAAAUCUGUUAAAUUUGUUUCUAUGAAGUAUUUCUGGACCCAUUCAAUAAAUUAGAAUGUUAUUGAAAAGUGUAUUUCAGUAACUCAACUGUGAGAGACAAAAUCUUAAAAAAUGCACAAAAUCAUUCUGUAUGAUAUUUAAAUGAUUAAUUUGCAUUUUAUUGUAUAAAGGACUUGAUAUAAUAGAAAAAUUAAACUUUCCAAUUUACAACAGUUUACAAUUACAGA